Messenger RNA from Macrosiphum euphorbiae (potato aphid), 297 nucleotides. The record is from the annotation of a GenBank genome assembly. NCBI's taxonomy places the organism in Eukaryota, Metazoa, Arthropoda, Insecta, Hemiptera, Aphididae.
AUGUGUGGACAGUAUACAGGUCUUCAGCCUCGAAUCAAGAAUAUAAAUCCAAAAGCAAAGUAUAUUCCAUGUUCUGGGCAUUCACUCAAUCUAAUUGGGACGUAUGCAGCUGAAAGCUGUCUUUAUGCAACACAUUUUUUUGAUUUGCUUCAAAAAUUAUUUAAUUUUUUUUCAUGUUCAACAAACCGUUGGUCGAUUUUGGAAGAAAAUAUUGGUAAGGGUAAAGUUGUUAAAAAUCUGAGUGAUACACGUUGUAACGAGACAGAAUGGACUAUGUUAUUUUUUUUCUCACAAUAG